Strongyloides ratti is the source of this 2166-nucleotide messenger RNA. RefSeq names its product Zinc finger protein 598. Lineage: Eukaryota; Metazoa; Nematoda; Chromadorea; Rhabditida; Strongyloididae. The transcript has 2 exons. Bases 1 to 2166 code for a protein of 721 amino acids. Gene Ontology annotation, biological process: protein ubiquitination; rescue of stalled cytosolic ribosome. The record is from RefSeq and is a predicted model, not a curated record. Gene Ontology annotation, molecular function: ribosome binding; ubiquitin protein ligase activity.
AUGGACUCAACUUUAUCUACCCCAGAGGGAAUAAAUACUUCAGAAGACAAAAAAAAGGUUAAUAAGAGAAGAAAUUAUAGGAGAUUCAGAAGCAGAAAAAAUAACCAGAAUGCUCAAGAAAAGGAUGGGGUAACUACUAAUUCAUCAAAUUUAAAUUUGCCUGUAAACGACACUAAUUCUAUAAAUAAUAUCGCUAACGAACCUAAUGAGGCAGAAAGUAAUAAUCUAAUUAAAAAAAUUAAGGGACGAAAUGUAAAAAAAAGAAAAAGAAUACCAAAGAAAAAAAAUGUUUUAAAUGAAGAUAAACAAGAUGUAAAGGAAGAAGAUCAAUUAAAUGAUAAAAAAAUAGAACCUCCUGCUAAGAGAAAUGAUGAAGAAACAAAAUCUAAUUUAGAAAAUACUACAAAAAACAUCAAAUUUAGGAGCAAUAAUAGGCCAAUAAAUUAUGGAAGAAAUAUAAAUGGAAUUAGAAUUCCAAGAAAAAAGAAAAGUGAUAGUAAAGAAAAAAAUAAUGUGAAUAUGAUUUCUGGAAACAACGGAAGAACUAUGAAUUCUUCAACAAAAGAAAAUCAAAGAGAGUUUAAUGAAACUGAAGUUUCAUUAGAAAUUGUUAAAAACGUUAUGAAUAUCAACAAUAUUUUUCUCCGUGUAACGAAAAAUGUUAUACCCGAUUUAAAUUGGAAACAAACAUGUCCAAUAUGUUGUGAGAAAUUAGAAUUUUUUGGAAUGUUACCAUGUAAUCACUGUAUAUGCAUGUUGUGUUUACUAAAACAAUCAAUUCUGGUAGGUGAAUCGUUAUGUUUCUUAUGUAGAAGUCCGUUCAAAUCAUUGAUAUUCUUUAAAGUCGAAGACAAACUUCCGUCUUUAUAUCCUCCAAUCAAUAUCAAUGAUUGCAGAAGAAGAUAUCUAUCAAAAAAUAAUCUUAACUUUCAACGACGUAAUGAUAUUAUUUUUGGUUGUUCAUUAACUGUACUAGCAUUUGACACAAUCCUACAACAUUAUUGUUGGGUUUGUCACAUCAACAAUUUUCCAUGUAUAUUUAAAACUUUUCAUGAACUAGAAAAACAUUAUGUCAUUCAACAUAAACGAUCUUUUUGUAGUAUUUGUGUUGAAUAUGAGCAAAAGCUUUCGAUUGAAAGGGUUCCGUUUACUUCCAAAGAAUUAAAUUUUCAUUUACGUGGCAAAUUGACACCUUAUGACAAUUUAGUUACUAAUGAUCACGCCAAAUGCACUUUCUGCCCUUUAAAAACUUUUUACAAUUCAGAAAAUCUAUUUCGACAUUACCGACUUCAACAUCAAACAUGCGAGUUAUGUUUUAGAGAAAAUAAUCAAUUUUUAGUUUUUGAUAUAUUUGAAGAUUUGUUAAAACAUUAUGAAGAUAAACAUUUUCCCUGCCCAAUAAAAAAUUGUAAAAUAAAUGGAAUAUGUUUUUCAAGUGAAAUUGAACUUCAGUUACACAUGUCUGAAGUUCAUUCUACAACGAAAAAAAGACAAUCUGUACCUUUAAACGUAACUUCUGAAAACGGUAAACACAGAAGGACAACAAAAAAUUACCAACAAAGUAGCAACGACAAUACAACUUUAAAUGGUUAUCAUGCAUUUGUGGAAUCAAAUGGUUUUCAAAUGGAUCAACGUGCAUUUCCUUCACUAUUUUCAAAUCCUGUUGGACCUUCUACUAGUUUUAACAGCAAUUGUCCAUCUUUUGCUUCUAUUGUAGCUAAAGAACCACCAAGAGUAGAGGAACCUUCUGUGCCAGUUGCGGAAGUUGAAAAAGUUGUAACUUCUAUUACAGUUAACGAUUCUAGUAAUUUAAAAAAAGGUGAUUCUUCAUUUACUAAUAGAAGCAAUAACGAUAGGGAGGAUGUUAGCAAUAUACUAUUAGACAAUGAAAGUAAUACAAAUGUUAUUUUACCAGAUGGUAGUGGUGAUUUGAUAGCGAGUAAAGAACAAUUAAAUGAAAAUGAUGUUACUAUUAGUAUGAAUAAAGAGAAUUAUAAUGGAGAUGGAGAAAGUAAUUUAUUAAAUAACAAUGAUUGUAAUUAUGUUGCCAAACCAAAUCUUUUUUGGAAAAUGAUAAAUUUUAUACUUUUUCCCUUUACUGCUUUUCAAAGAGCAAUUGCUAACCUACUAGAUAUUAUGAAAGAUUUCUUUGUUAAUGGGAUUUAA